CUUCACACACACCUCCAAGUCAUCCUCUCCAGAAUUUCCAUCCGAACGAUCUUCAGGCGCGAUAUUCGCUUGGCUGGCUAUCAACGUCCGUCCUCCGUCAACCUCUCGACUCGAAUCCGGCGCUGAGCGCGACGAUGGUUAAAAACAUUGUCAUCCUCUCUGGCAACUCGCACCCCACCCUCGUAGACAGGAUCUGCAACAUACUAGGAGUUCCGCCAUGCGAUCGUAUCCUAUCCAAGUUCUCGGUGGGAGAGUCUCGUUGCGAGAUCAAGGACUCGGUGCGAGGCAAAGACGUCUACAUCGUGCAGUCCGGGGGCGGGUCGGUCAAUGAUCACUUCGUAGAGCUCUGUAUCAUGAUAUCCGCAUGUAAGACUGGCUCUGCGAAGAGAGUCACAGCCGUCCUCCCAAUAUUUCCGUACUCGCGCCAGCCCGACCUGCCGUAUAACAAGGUCGGCGCACCCCUGUCCAAACCCGCCGUCGAAGUUCCCAAGGAAUACACUUUCGAGAGCGUCCCCCCUACUCCGGGUCCAGGUGUUCCCAAGACCAGCGCCUUCGCAAACGGUAUCGACAUCACCAGGAUGCUAAGCAGGACUGCUCUUACCAACGGGCGCGCAUCUCCUAUCCCAAACGACCUUGGAUCUUCGGCUUCGGGAACGGCAGGCCUGAACGCAGCUAAUGGGCGCCCAGGGCCACAGCACCAAUCGCAAAUCAGCACAUUUGAGGCAAAGCGCGGAUACAAGAAAUGGAUCGCCCAAGCAGGGACUUUGGUCGCCAAUCUGAUAACAUGUGCGGGCGCAGAUCACGUCGUGACGCUUGAGCUCCACGAUCCCCAAUACCAAGGGUUCUUCGACAUCCCCGUGGACAACCUCUAUGCCAGACCGUUGCUCAAGGGAUAUAUCCAGCAGAGAAUCCCCAACUACAAGGAGGCAGUGAUUGUCAGCCCCGAUGCCGGGGGAACCAAACGAGCGACCUCGAUUGCCGACAAUCUAGGCAUGGACUUUGCUCUGAUUCACAAGGUAAGGUCACAAGUACUGAAGAGGAAGCACGGCUAUUUACUCGAAAUGCAGGAACGGCGCCCGACCAAGAUUACAGAGCGACAGAAUGCUACAAUGAUGCUUGUGGGCGACGUUCGCGACCGCGUUUGCAUUCUCAUCGAUGACCUUGUCGACACAGCGAAUACGAUAACGCGGGCUGCCAAGUUGCUGCACCGUGAGGGCGCAACCGCAGUGUACGCCCUCAUUACCCAUGGGAUUAUGAGCGGCGAUGCUAUCGCCCGCAUCAAUGCAUCGGCUCUGGACAAGGUGAUCGUGACAAAUUCGGUCCCCCAGGACGAGCACCGGGCCCUGUGCCCGAAACUCGAGGUGCUCGAUGUCGCACCUAUUUUCGCCGAAGCUAUCCGCCGCGUCCACCACGGAGAGUCUCUCAGCGUACUGUUCCAGCAUGAUUGAGAUGUCCGGAGCGCACGGGAGAAGACGCUCAGGCGAGCCAUGCAUAUAUGGCUGGAUCUUAGCCGCAGACCUAACCUAGAGGCAAGUCCAGUUGAGCUCGGAAGUGGUUGUGAGCUAUUAGAGAACAC
This is a messenger RNA of Phialemonium atrogriseum, 1576 nucleotides long. RefSeq names its product phosphoribosyltransferase-like protein. Lineage: Eukaryota; Fungi; Ascomycota; Sordariomycetes; Cephalothecales; Cephalothecaceae. Gene Ontology annotation, molecular function: magnesium ion binding; ribose phosphate diphosphokinase activity. Gene Ontology annotation, cellular component: cytoplasm; ribose phosphate diphosphokinase complex. Gene Ontology annotation, biological process: 5-phosphoribose 1-diphosphate biosynthetic process; purine nucleotide biosynthetic process. The transcript is spliced from 4 exons. The coding region runs from base 135 to 1448 and encodes 437 amino acids. The record is from RefSeq and is a predicted model, not a curated record.